CAAUCGCCAGCGUGUUCUGGAUUGUGGCGCAGUUUACUCCCCGGGACCCCCCCUCUCCCUUUGCCUGGGAUUUUGGGAAAGCGGGGCGCAGGUUGAGGAUCGGGGCCAGGAUGGCUCUGCGCUCUGCGCCCCUCUUCCUCCUGGCGUUGGUGAAGGUGGUCCUGCGGGAGAGCUGCUUCGGCGCCUCUUCGCACUCCAUGAAGUAUUUCUCCUCCUCCAUCUCAGAGCCCAGUCAGGGGCUGCCCCAUUUUGUCUCUGUGGGAUAUGUGGACGGUCAGGUCUUUGUUCACUACGACAGCAACAGCCGGAGGGAGCAGCCUCGAGUCUCCUGGAUGAAAAAGGUGGGGAAGGAGGACCCCCAGUACUGGGACAGAGAGACCCAGAGAGAACGUGGCACUGAGGAGGAGUUCAAAGAAAGCCUGGAGAGUCUGAGGCUUCGCUACAAUCAGAGCGAAGGCCUUCACAUCUUGCAGUGGAUGUAUGGCUGUGAGCUCCAGGCUGAUGGGAGCAAAGGAGGGUUUAUGCAGCUUGGCUACGAUGGGAGGACUUUCCUCAUCUUCGACAAGGAGAGACUCACCUGGGUGGCUCCCCAACCCCAGGCCCAGAUCACCCAGAGGAAUUGGGAUGCUAUUCCAGGAUUGAAUCAGAGACACAAGUCCUAUCUGGAGGAAAUCUGCAUUGAAUGGCUGGAGAGGUAUCUGUCCUACGGGAAGGAGACGCUGCUGAAGAAAGAGCCCCCAGAGGUGACCAUGAGCAGCAGGACAGAGGUGGAGGAUGGGAUGGAGAUGCACGUCUGCCGCGUGGAUGGCUUCUACCCCAGGGAGAUCGAGGCCUUCUGGACGAGGGACGGGGAGGUCUGGCUGCAGGACACCCUCCGUGGCUCCGUGGCCCCCAACGCAGAUGGGACCUUCCACACCACGCUCAGCAUCCAGAUUGAUCCCAAAGAGAGGGGCCGCUAUCUGUGCCACGUGGAGCACAACGGCCUGCAGGAGCCUCUGGACGUGGCCCUGGAGGAACCAAAAUCCAACCUGGGGAUCAUCAUCGGCUGCGUUGUGGCUGGCCUUGUCUCGGUGUUUGCGAUUGUUGGGAUCUUGGCUUUUAUUUACAUUCCCAAGAGACGUCAAGAUGACCACAAUGCAACACCGAGUGAAUUGUCCUCUUUACAAGUAAUCUCCAACUUAAAGCAGGGACCAGAGGCUCCAUCAGUUGAGAGGAAGUGAGGAAGAAUCCAGCAGUUCCAGCCAGGCACGAGUGGACACUCCCAGCAUCAGGAGGGAGGAGAGAAGAGGGGAUCGGCCUUCUUCUGAAUUAGGACCGACUCUCAGGUGGAGCCCUUCAGACCCUUCCAGCAUGCUGGAACCAGGAUGGAUUUUGGGUCUUGCUCUUCAGGUGCCUCAUUUCAUGCAGUCGCCCAAGAAUGCAGAGACGCUUGAUUGACGGGAAAGAAGUCCCCAUAUUACGACGGAUGCUUUCUGAGCAAAGGAGUGAAAGGAUUGAAAGUGAACAGUGAAAUUGAAAAAGGGUGGGGUCUUACACCCAAACUUCUUUUGGGAUUCCCAGAUGCCUUCAAGAGCUGGCCAUCUUUGAGAGCCUAUAAAGGAGACUAUUUAAAGCAGCCACAUCCAUCCUGGCCCCUGUGGGCCACAUGCGGCCUUGGAUAGCUAGUAAAGCGGUCCUGCAGAAGUUUUAAUGCUCUAAUAAAAAUAUAAAGGAAGUUAUUUAAAUACA
Molecule: messenger RNA, 1728 nt
Organism: Crotalus tigris (Tiger rattlesnake)
Lineage: Eukaryota; Metazoa; Chordata; Lepidosauria; Squamata; Viperidae
Product: H-2 class I histocompatibility antigen, Q9 alpha chain-like
Exons: 8
Coding region: 111-1220 (369 amino acids)
Biological process (GO): immune response
Cellular component (GO): external side of plasma membrane
Source: RefSeq, a predicted model, not a curated record